AUGCAAGUAGACGAAGCACCUGAAGACGAGGCAGUCCGAGAGACGUACAAUUUUGCCCCAGGAAACUUUGGUGCUGUCUAUCGCGCCGAAGGACCAGCCAAGGAGCGUGACAAUGGCGGACAAGAGGCAAAUGCUGAAGAAGAACACGAUCCCUUGGAAAAGUGCAACAGCGAUCAGCCAAAGGAAGCAAAGACCUCGAAAGAUUCAGCUGUCAGGUAUAAGCUUCAGAGCAUGAAAUGGGGUCUCAUUCCAUUCUGGACAAAACGACAGCCGGAUUAUGGAUCCAUGAUGCGGACGAUCAAUUGUCGCGACGACUCGCUGAUCGAAGACUCUGGGAUGUGGACCACGAUGAAAAGAAACAAAAGAUGCAUCAUCAUUUGCCAGGGCUUCUAUGAAUGGCUGAAGAAGGGGCCUGGGGGUAAAGAAAAGGUCCCUCACUUUGUGAAGCGCAAAGAUGGGGACUUAAUGUGCUUUGCCGGCCUUUGGGAUUGUGUCUCUUACGAAGGCUCCGACGAAAAGCUUUAUACCUACACGAUCAUAACGACUUCUUCCAAUUCUUACCUAAAAUUCUUGCAUGAACGCAUGCCGGUCAUUCUGGACCCUCGCAGCGAUGCUAUGAACAAAUGGCUAGAUACGGCCCGGACCAGUUGGUCAAAAGAGCUGCAGUCGAUUCUCAAGCCAUACGAGGGCGAACUUGAAUGCUACCCUGUCCACAAAGAUGUUGGGAAAGUGGGUAAUAAUUCCCCAAACUUCAUUGUUCCGGUCGACAGUAAGGAAAACAAGAGCAAUAUUGCCAACUUCUUCGCCAAUGCUUCGAAGAAGGAACCCGUGUCGCCGGAAUCGAGAUCGGAAAAAGAUGACUAUGCUACCAAAGACACCGAAUGGAGUGAAGACAAGGCCCCAAAACUGGCACAGGCUAUCAAGCGAGAGCAUAGCCCCGAUAGGACAGGCGAUGCAGAAGAUACCACGACGCCCAAACCGAAGACAGAACCAACAAAUCCGUCGCCACAAAAGAAGAAACUAAGAAGUGCAACUCACAACAGUCCGAUGAAGAAAUCCAGUGGGACUAAAGCGGCGCCUGGGGCACAGCCAAUUACGAAGUUUUUCAAAAAGUGA
Penicillium olsonii is the source of this 1116-nucleotide messenger RNA. The record is from the annotation of a GenBank genome assembly. Lineage: Eukaryota; Fungi; Ascomycota; Eurotiomycetes; Eurotiales; Aspergillaceae.